AUGAUGAUUCAAAGUAUUCUUGUUCUUUUGUUGAUUUUUAUUGCUAAUGUGCAAUCAUUAUCCAUAUCUGAUAGAGCCAAUCGAAAAAUUGAAUGGAACACAUUGAAGCUCAGAUGGGGUCCUGAUCCACUCGUAUCGAACGAUGAAGUCUACAUUAGACAACCACGAACAGUACAACAAGCACUACAAGAACAAUACGAACAAUUGCCAGAUACUCUCGAAAAACAGUGUAUCGGUGAAACAACGAUCGGUUAUCGCUACUGGAAAGAUAAUGAUACAGCAGCUAUUCUUAUAUUCGACAAACAAGGUACCAUCGCCGGUAUUCAAAUUGCUUUUCGUCGAUCAAGUAUCAAAGGUAAUUAUUAUUCGUUUGACACUCAAAAAAUGUUCAAUGUGGAGAUGAUCAAUGGUAUCGAGAUGUAUACAUUGACUGCUUAUUUCAUUGAUCCAACUUUAAUCUGUACGGUUGGACGAACUCUUUCACAGCUCGAACAUGAAGGAACAGGAACAGGACUCUUUCUUCAAAACGGAACGAAUCCAAUUAAAGAUUCCAUUGAAAUACCUUUGUGGGAAAAGGAUAUUGGCAAAACAAAAUGGGUUAAAGGUGCCUGUUUUAAAACAAUGGGUAUUCAUUACUGGUACGAUAAUCGAUUGGACAAGAGUUGUUCUGACUUUUUUCCGAGUUUUCUCAUGUAUAACAAGGGUCAAUUGAGUGGCUUCGGAUGGGCUAUUGUCGCUAACCUCAAUUUUUCGCGACGCAUUGAACGGGUACUGACGCCGGUCAUUUCGACAUUUCUUAUUCCUGUUCCAACAUGUAUACCGAAAGUCAAUGAUGAACUUGGUGGUUUUACAACACAACAUCUCUAUUUCAAUACUGAUCCAGCUAAUCUAGAAUGUUAA
Molecule: messenger RNA, 900 nt
Organism: Rotaria sordida
Lineage: Eukaryota; Metazoa; Rotifera; Eurotatoria; Philodinida; Philodinidae
Source: the annotation of a GenBank genome assembly